ACACAACCGCAGUGUAAUGGAACAAAUGAUAUAACCACAUGGUCACAUGUCGCCGUUUCAAACACGUUUUCCCAGUUGAUAAGCUCCUACUCUCCAAGACGGAAGUAUUGCUCUAACAGUUUUGGAUCACAUUGAAAACGAGGACACAACGCAAUACCAGGUCCUCUCAGAGAAUUAAUUAGUUGGGCUGAAAACUAUGGCGUUUGCUGUGAAGAGUCUGAUAAUAACUCAUGAUCCGGUGAAGGAAAGCAAUACGUUUGCCAACGACGACAACAUCUCCGGGCGAAUCACGCUGGAGGUGUCGAAGGAAACCCGGGUCGAGUCUUUCUUUAUAAAAGCCAAAGGGAAAGCGUCUGUCUUGUGGUCUGAGCGUUAUAGCAGUACAAUGAUUUAUCACGAUAAAGAAACAUGCUUUAAGUCAGUUCAGUACUUCAUUCAACAGAAGAAAACUCCAGUGCAAGAUGAUUACCCGCUGUUAACAGAUGAGAUCGGGCAGUCUUACUCAAAAAUUGUUACACCAGGAAUCCAUGUCUAUCCUUUCACCUUUCAGCAUCCUCAUGAGGUCAUGCCUGCAUCCUUCACAGGCUACCAUGGAAAAGUUGUUUACUUUUUGGAAGCUAAGUUAUGCAGAUCAAUGCACAUACCAAGCAAAGCCAAAAUAGAUUUCAGUUAUAUUCCCCAGGGAGACAUGUCUAUACCUGACUUAAUGAUACCUCAGUAUGGAAAUAGAGAGAAGAAGAAGAAAUUCUUUGAUUCUAGGUGCAUUACAAUGAACAUUUGCACAGAGAAGAUGGGUUACUGUUUAGGGGAGGAACUGAAGGUGAGGAUAGAUGUCGAGAACAAUUCAUCUCGUACAGUGAAGCCUAAGUUCUGCUUGUACCAGAAACAGAGCUUCUUUGCCAUGAAAAGAAGAAAAGUCCGCAAUAAAAUUCUCCUGAAAGAGGAAGGCGACCCCAUUGGACCAUCUACCAAGCAGAGCAUGACCAAGGUGUUGAACAUCCCAAAAGAUAUCAGUGUUUCCAUCCUCAGCUGCAAGGUUCUCAAAGUGGAGUACAGGCUUAAGGUGUCUCUGGAUGUGAAAUUUGCUUCUGAUCCAGAAAUCAAACUGCCGGUGGUGCUGUUUUCUCCUCCCUCCCUGACCCAGAAAGCUGACGGUAUAGCACCCACAAGCAUGCACGUUGGAUUUGAAUCAUGGACCAGCAGCCCAGCAGCAUGGAACAGCGCUGCUUGCUUUGGCUCUGCUGCUUCUGAUACCGUGGAUGGAAUUUACCCAUCGAUGUAUGAAUGGAGUGAAAAACCAGGAGGAAGUUUUCCAGUGACACAUAGCAAUCUUCAAACCACACUCUAAAAAGCCUUGUGAUGGUUCAAACAUUUAACGAAUUACUUCAUUUUUGCUUGUACUGUUGAUUAUCUAUGAAUGUAGCAUUUUGUGGGAAGUAAAUAAAAUAUUUUGUAAACUUUAGGUUCUUAAAAAAAACAAAAAAACAGCAAUAGACUGCUAAAGCUUGUUUGAAGGAACACUGUUAUUUUUAUUAUCUCAUGAAUCUAUAUCCUAUUUCAAUAUACGGGAUCAAGUAUUUACAUUUUAAAAUGUUAUUAAAUAUUUACAAGGAUAAUUUAUUGUAUUGUAAUACUGAAAGAGCUUUACAUUGUGUAUAGGUGCAGUGGUUAAACAGCCUUUUCACUGAUUUCAUUAUGGUGAUAUUUAUACUGAUAUACAUAGAUCUAUUUUUAUUUACAGCUUUAUAUGUAAAGAAGGUUGACAUUACACUUUGGGGAUUACUUUUUGUUCUGAAACUUACUGCAGUAUCCAUGAUUGCUGUUAAAAUCUGAAAAGUCAUUCUUGAAAUAAUGGAAUAAACUGGGUCAUGGGUAUUUUUUUGUAAAUCUUUCCUGGACUGCUGCUAUUCUCUUGUGCCAUUCCAAUUUCCCUGAUGAUUUUUACGUCUGGCAAAUAUCGAAAACAUUAUGUUUGGAUUAAGUGAUGUGUUCCAGUCAGUGUGUGCAUGACGAUCACUGAGCCAAGAGAAAUGAACUCCCGCUGUGCUGUUUCCCUCUUAUUUAUUUUGAUGCGGGAUCCUUACCGUCACCCAUUUCAUACCCUAUACAUUGCCUGCCUUUUACACCAUUUUUUUGGUCUCUAUAACAUUUAUUUGUUUAUAUCUCUGUCUUUCUCGAUCUUUGUUUAAUCUCUUGGUUGUUUUUACACUCGAUAACAAGGGUUAAUUGUAUUUUCUGCACUCCACUAAACGUUUCUGUCUCAACGUAUUCGUACCACUUACAAGUUCAUUAAAAUGCAACCUGAAGUUUUAAA
Electrophorus electricus (electric eel) is the source of this 2314-nucleotide messenger RNA. Lineage: Eukaryota; Metazoa; Chordata; Actinopteri; Gymnotiformes; Gymnotidae. The record is from RefSeq and is a predicted model, not a curated record.